Zea mays is the source of this 1990-nucleotide messenger RNA. RefSeq lists its product as uncharacterized. The record is from RefSeq and is a predicted model, not a curated record. Lineage: Eukaryota; Viridiplantae; Streptophyta; Magnoliopsida; Poales; Poaceae. The transcript is spliced from 2 exons. Bases 457 to 1377 code for a protein of 306 amino acids.
CUGUUGAUACGUACACUCUCCUUGCCAUGCCUGCCAUGGCAAUGGCACCAUACCAUGCAGAGAGCGAGAGGGACAGCCAGCAUCGCCCAACGUCACGCACAACGGCACAAACCUAUCUGCAGGCAGCUGCUGCCUUUAUCUUCGUCUCCAUUCGUCCGUCAUCCAGUCCAUGUGCCACCAGUUCCCCGGGCGUCGCCAUCGCCGGACGCGGGUCACCUCAACCCCCACUACGCGCGCCGUGCCAGGGGCCGGAGCCAGCCGCCACUCCCUCCCUGCCUCACCAGUCACCACUCGCCAGCCUAGUAGCCUACGCUUCAUGCCCACCAAUGACCAAACCAACCAAGCAAGCGCUGCUCGCUCGCCCGCUACUAUAUAUUCUCACCUGCACCGCUUCUUCUCUUCUCGCGAUCCAAGCUGAACGAGAGCCACCUAGCAAGCUAGUUUAGCAGGUCAGGCAUGGCCAGCGCGACGACGACUGAGCAGCGUGUCAGCUUCAUCGUCGACGGAGAGGCUGAUGAGCAGCAGCAGCAGCGGCAGCAUGACGACGACCUUGUUAGCCGCGCCGCCGUGGUGGCGAGGGAGGUGAGCAAGCGGGUGUCUCGCCUGUCCGUCGAAGGAGGAGGAGACGCUCAGGGCGUCUACAAGGUCGGCAGUGAAGGCGGCGUUGCCAGGCCAAGGAACGGACAUCCUCACGAGGCCGACGCGGGGGAGGGGACGCCGCGGUUCCGGCGCUCGUCCGGCGGCGCGCGGGCGCUGCCGCCGCCGCACGCGUGGCUGGCGAUCGAGGACACGAGGAAGCUUCAGGAGGAGCAGGGGCAUGACGACGGCGACGACCCGCAUGCGGAGCAAUGGGCGCGGCUCUUCCGUGGCGGCGGGACGACGCAGCAGCAGCAGCAGCGGCUGAGGCUGCGGCGGAGCAGCUUCAGCAUGGUGCGGCGCGAGCGCGAGCGCGCGGCGCGGGAGGCGUGGCUGGACCACGCAUGGGAGAUGAAGCGGAGCUGGCACCAGCGCAACGGCGGCGCUCCCGACGCGGGCACCCCCGUGGUGGUGGUGGUGGGGACGUCGUCGUCGUCGUCGUCGCACUCGGACCAUCAGGCCACCGCGGCGGGCGGCGGGGUGGCCAUGGACGUGGAGGAGGUCCGCGCGUGCCGGGACCUCGGGCUGGAGCUGCCCUCCGACUGCACCGUGGAGAUCCAGUGCUACGGGCUGUCCGGCGGCAGCAGCCCCACCCACGGCAGCGGCGCUGAUUCACCCUGCGCCGGCUCCAGCCGCCCUGUUGGUGAAGGAGAAGGAGCGGAUCCGAUGGACGUGAAGGCUCGGCUCAAGGCGUGGGCACAUGCGGUGGCCCUCGCAUCCACCACCCAUCUCAACUCAUGAUAUAUGGAUAAAAUAUAUAUAUAGUAAUGGUCCUCGAAUUUGGUAUGCCGUGUUACUUAGAUUCUCAAACUUAGAAAACUAGGAAAACAUGUGCUGGAACUUGGUGGCCCAUUCAAAGCUGUCCAAUAUCAAAUUUGCUUGAACCAGAUGCCAACAUAGUGUGCCACGUUAGAGUCAUUUGGAUCCCUAAACUCAACAUGUUGUGUCACUUUAGAUCCCCGAACUUGGCAUGUUGUGUCAUUUGGGUCCAUAAACCUUUAUUACUGUGCUCCAACAUGGCACGUUAUAUCCGCGUCCAGUUUAAGCAAAUCCAGUUUUAAACAGUUUUGCACGGGCCGACCAAGUUACCUAACCUGUUUUUCUGAGCUCCAGCGUGCCAAAUUGAAAGGACUAUAUAUAUAUAAGCAAACACCUUUUUCUUCUUAUAUAUAUAGCCAUGUUUGUAACCAAAUGUCCUUUUUCCUUUCCUUUACAUACGUAUCUAAUUAAAUCCCCACGUGUAAGUGUACUGCUAAGUAAGUAGAGUAUACUUACUCUUCGAUUUGGAAUGUAAGCAUCCAUUAUGUGUAAGAGAUAUUAUAUAUAAGUGUGUCGCGCGCGCACGCGCGUGCAA